AGUUUUGCAAAUAUUUAAUAUUCAACAUUAUAGAAAUGAAAUAUUUCAUUGAAUAAAUGUGAUAAACAUAAUAAAAUUUAUCAUAUUCAUUUUUAUUAUAACCUUAUAAAAAAUAUUAAAAAAUUAUGACAUCUAAUAAAAUUUGGAUUUGGAAAAACGUUCCUGGUAUUAUCGGUCGUUAUAAUGAUAUAAUUUAUUCAUAUCCAAUGUUAUCACCAAGUCAAGAUGUUCUUCUAUAUUUUGGAGGUGACAUUCAGGAUAUUCAAGAAAAUAUGGAACAUACAGCUAACAAAACUUAUAUAGAAUGGAGUUUACAAAAUACUGCUAAAAUACUUAAUAUAAACUUUCCUAAAAAACAUGUGCUAUUAAUUCGACCAUCUAGAAUAUAUGGAACAAUAAGCUCUUUUAAUAAUUUUGUAUUAUCAAACGAAUAUGGUGUGCCAUCAUUUCUUCCAAUAUAUAAUGCUUUAGAACAUUUGCAAGAAUUAAUUAAAUCUUCUUUAAAUCAUAUUAAAAUGUGUAAUGCAAACAGGGAAUUUACUCAUUUUAGUAUUGAAAAAUUAAACAUAACAUUAAUGGGCUUUAGUAAAGGCUGUGUUGUUUUAAAUCAAUUAUUACAUGAAUUUCACUAUUAUCAAAAUAAAUCAGAACCUGAUAUGAACAUUAAUAAUUUCAUAAAUCUUAUUAAAAGUAUAUGGUGGUUAGAUGGUGGGCAUGCAGGUUCUAAGGAUACAUGGAUUGUAGAUAAGCCUAUAUUAGAAUCUCUUACAAAAUUAAGAAUGGACAUUCAUGUUCAUGUGACACCAUAUCAAAUUAAAGAUUCUCAUCGUCCAUGGAUUGGUAAAGAAGAAAGUCUCUUUUGUAAUAUUUUACAAAGUAUGAAAAUUCCUGUAAAACGAACUUUACAUUUUGCAGAUAAAAAAAGAAGUUUACAAAAUCACUUUAAUAUUCUUAAAGCUAUUAGAAGUUAUGCACAGUAAUUUGUUAUGUACCUUAUUUAUAAUUUUUGAGAAAAUAAUACUAUUAGAUUAAUUACAAAUAUUUUUUUACAAUAGAACCUCUAUCAUUUAAAUUAAUUAUAUAAAAU
Molecule: messenger RNA, 1087 nt
Organism: Apis laboriosa (Himalayan honeybee)
Lineage: Eukaryota; Metazoa; Arthropoda; Insecta; Hymenoptera; Apidae
Product: UPF0565 protein C2orf69 homolog
Exons: 5
Coding region: 126-980 (284 amino acids)
Cellular component (GO): mitochondrion
Source: RefSeq, a predicted model, not a curated record